This is a messenger RNA of Oryzias latipes (Japanese medaka), 2704 nucleotides long. RefSeq names its product solute carrier family 7 member 7 (gene slc7a7). Gene Ontology annotation, cellular component: membrane. The record is from RefSeq and is a predicted model, not a curated record. Gene Ontology annotation, molecular function: L-amino acid transmembrane transporter activity; basic amino acid transmembrane transporter activity. NCBI's taxonomy places the organism in Eukaryota, Metazoa, Chordata, Actinopteri, Beloniformes, Adrianichthyidae. Gene Ontology annotation, biological process: amino acid transmembrane transport.
ACAGACUUAGAUUAGAUUAGUGUGUUUAUGUGUGCGUUGUUGCCCCCCCCCCACUCCUCCUCCCUAAAAGAUUCAGGUAACGACCCCCGCCUGAUGACGUCACCUGAUUGAUGCCAUAAUGUCAUUACAGCAGGAUCUGUUGGUGACGAACCGAAACGGCGUCCCGUCCUUUCCUCUGACUCGUUUCCUUGGUAAUAAAAGAAGCAGAAAUCCGUAAAGCGCAGUAGUCAAAACAGGAGGAAACUGCAGCGGCGCGCAGAGGAGUCUGAGGCUUAUUGGUUUUUAUUAAUUAUUAUUAUUAUUAUUGACUUCAAAUUAGUAGGAAGAACAGCUGAUUUUUUUUGUAAUCCGGUGAUUUCUGUCAGGAGGAACCCUGGAGGAAGAGGGCUUUUCUUGAUCUUCUUGGCAGCUUUGAGUGACUCAAGAGAGACAACUUAUCAGCAGCAUUUGGACCUUGCUCUCUGUUUUCUGUAAAAGCCUCACCUCUGUGUCUCUGGCACACUUCAUCGGAUCUUCAACCUAUAGUCUCCUCUGUGAAGAUGUCCUGCUGAUGUGCUGCUGCCUCCAGAUGGCCGGGGCCAAACGGAGAUAACAGGAGGAAAAAGAAAAACAGAGAAAAAAAUCAAUCUUCUGUGUCUGUGACUGUGAUCCCUGAGUGGAAACUGUUCUGAUUAAGCAGGAACAAUGGCGUCUUACAGUCCUGCUCCCACCCAAGAGGGGACAAAUGGGGGCCCACCGUCUUUAAAGUCUGGAAGUUCUGAUGAGUCCAUGAAGCUAAAGAAGGAGAUCUCCCUUCUGAACGGGGUCUGCUUGAUUGUGGGUAACAUGAUCGGCUCCGGGAUCUUCGUCUCCCCCAAAGGCGUGCUCAUCCACAGCGCCUCCUACGGUCUCUCCUUGGUGGUGUGGACCAUUGGUGGGAUCUUCUCCAUAUUCGGGGCCUUAUGCUACGCCGAGCUGGGCACCACCAUUACUAAGUCAGGGGCAUCAUACGCCUACAUCCUGGAGGCCUUUGGGGGUUUCCUCGCCUUCAUCCGCCUGUGGACGUCCCUGCUGAUCAUCGAACCGACCAGCCAGGCCGUCAUCGCCAUCACUUUCUCCAACUACAUGGUGCAGCCCAUCUUCCCCACCUGCAUAGCGCCGUACGUGGCCAACAGGCUGCUGGCAGCUGCUUGUAUAUGUUUGUUGACCUUUGUGAACUGCGCCUAUGUGAAGUGGGGCACCAGGGUCCAGGACUUCUUCACCUACGCCAAAGUCCUGGCUCUCAUCGCUGUCAUCAUCACCGGCCUGGUGAAGAUCGGACAAGGUUACACGCAGAACUUUGAUGGCAUGUUCGAUGGCUCCUCUCGGGACCCCGGACACCUCGCCCUGGCUCUUUACUCGGCGCUCUUCUCCUACUCUGGAUGGGACACGCUCAACUUUGUCACAGAGGAAAUCAAAAACCCAGAGAGGAAUCUACCUUUGGCCAUCGCCAUUUCCAUGCCCAUAGUGACUGUGAUCUACAUUCUGACCAAUGUGGCCUAUUACACCAUCCUCCCCAUCAACGCAAUCCUGGACAGCGACGCCGUGGCGGUGACGUUCGCAGACCAGGUGUUUGGAGUGAUGAACUGGACCAUUCCUCUGGCCGUGGCUCUGUCCUGCUUCGGAGGACUCAAUGCUUCCAUCGUUGCGGCCUCCAGGCUUUUCUUCGUGGGAUCCAGGGAGGGCCACCUGCCCGACUUCCUGUGCAUGAUCCAUGUCAGCCGCUACACUCCCAUCCCUGCGCUGCUCUUCAACGGUUUCAUGGCUCUCAUUUAUCUGUGUGUGGAGGACGUCUUCAGGCUCAUUAACUACUACAGCUUCAGCUACUGGUUCUUUGUGGGUCUGUCUAUUCUAGGACAGCUUUACCUGCGCUGGAAGGAGCCAGACAGAGUCAGACCGCUGAAGCUCAGUCUGAUCUACCCCAUCAUCUUCUGCAUCCUCACCGUCUUCCUGGUGGUGGUGCCCCUCUAUAGCGACACCAUCAACUCUCUGAUCGGCAUCGGCAUCGCCCUGUCAGGAGUGCCGGUUUACUUCCUCUGCUGCUACACUCCAGCCUAUAAGAGGCCGCUGUGGCUGCGAAACUUUAUCGCUAAAAGUGGCCUCAUCAUCCAGAAGGUGUGCUUCUCAGUCCUGACAGAGAUGGACGUGAAGGCAGACUAGUUCGAUCUCAACCCGCCAGAAGCCGUGGACACACAGAGGCUCAUUCUGAAUCGACAUUUACGUGUCACGGCCGUCCGGAGGCCUUUCUGGGACCCACAUUAGGGACUGACCCGGCUCCACCCAGCGAACGUGGACACGCAGAGGAUCGGCUUUGGGUGGUUGAAAUUUGACGGAGAACAUUCUACCACACUCCUGAGGAAGAUAACUCUCUUUUUAUGGACUUGUGCCUGUUAAUAUAGAAUUAUUUUAUUGAGAUAUAAAGUAUUUUGUGUGAAAACAACAUGAAAAGUUUAUGUUUGGACAGAAGUUGUGGACUUUUAAAACCCUAAAGCACUGCUGACCAGCCUUGAAAUUGCCUCUAUUCUAUUUGUUUGCACAAAGAAAAACAAGCAAUAAACAACAUUAGUUUCAAAUAUCACAUUCACUCAUUUGUACACGUUUGUAAAAUGUUUUUUUUUACUGUGAUCUGUUUGAUCUGGUGAAGUAAAGGGCUAUUUUCACAAAUAAAAACAUUUUUUUGUUUUUG